Molecule: messenger RNA, 1338 nt
Organism: Cryptococcus wingfieldii CBS 7118
Lineage: Eukaryota; Fungi; Basidiomycota; Tremellomycetes; Tremellales; Cryptococcaceae
Exons: 3
Coding region: 1-1338 (445 amino acids)
Biological process (GO): protein targeting to vacuole; proteasome-mediated ubiquitin-dependent protein catabolic process; protein catabolic process in the vacuole
Cellular component (GO): GID complex; extrinsic component of membrane
Source: RefSeq, a predicted model, not a curated record
AUGCCCACAGAGUCAUCCUUCCCCCUCAGCUCCGUCCCUCCGCACCCUCCAGACUCGGCCAUCCUCAAAUGCUCCCUGUGCGGGGUGCCGAACCCCUCAUCCACAGUCCUCGUCCCGACCUCGGAUUGUAUCGGCUUGUCGGACCCGGAUCAUGGUGAGAGAGUGUGUUUGGAGUGUGCGGCUAUGAUGGGUGUGCGUCCUGUUCUUCCGGCAGACGGUGGGGAACAGCAGGGGCUGGAAAGGAGUGGGCUUGGACGCGUAAACAGCACAGAUGGAGCAGUGGAGGAGUCCUCUGAGAGGAUAUCUUUGGGGAGAGCGGAGAGCGGUAGGACAGAGGAUGAACCUGGUGGGGAUCAGACCAGGGGUGCAGAGACCGAUACUCCUGAACCCCAGCUCUCACCACCCCGAUUGUCCUAUAUACCCCCAGACGACCUUUCUCGGCCGCAAUCUACAUCAUCCUCCUCAUCCCUCGCUUCAUCUUCUUCCCCCCUACCUCCACAUCCAAAGACUAUCCCUCCCGCCAGCUCAAAGGCUGAAACAAUCAGCCCGAUCGACAUUUGGAAUGCCACCAGGGACGAAGGCCCACCUCAUCGCAUCAACCAAGUCGCGAACCUCAGACAGCCCAAUGUCUGCCGCGGUUCCAUAUACCCGGGGAGUGUCUUCAAGGGCAAACAGACGAGUGGGAGAAGCUCAUACGAUGUUGAAAUCCGAUUCAUCGAAGUCGACUUUGCCAACUCCCACCUCUCUGGAUACCUCUCCAUCGUCGGCCUUACUGAAACUCAUCCCCACCUCACUACUCUCUUUACAGCCGAAAUCAUCGGUCCCAAAUACGGUUUCCUCACAGGCCCGCGCUAUGCUGCUUCAGAGCAAGAUGAUCUCCGGCACUGGGGCCGCUUUGAGCAGUUCCGCAGGGGGUCUACUAGAGAUGAUCUAAGAGGGGAGGAGCUGUUUUUGAGAGAGGUUGGGGAGGAUGAGAGGGAGAGGGAUUUUGUGUUUAUGAGGAUGAAGGAGAGGUUUUUGGUGCCGGAUCAUAGUGUGAAGGAUAUCUCUGGGGCGAGUUUUGCAGGCUUCUAUUAUGCCAUGAUAGACUUUGGCCCAUCCCUCGCCAUGCCUUCAAUAUCACCCAGAACAGCACCUCAACCCACAGAUACCCACCAAACAUCAACAGUCGAGCCCGUUGCGCCAGGGCAGAACCUUGGCGAUCUUGGCCGUUUGAGGAGAGGGCUCAGACCGGGAGCGGAGAGAAAGUCGAGUGGAGGGGUGAAGCGUGAGGAUUCGUCGGUGACAGGGAGAGAGGCUACGAUCCGAGGCGUACGUAACAUUGUAUUCCUUCUGUGA